Messenger RNA from Xenopus tropicalis (tropical clawed frog), 5232 nucleotides. It is a transcript of the gene dnm2, whose product is annotated as dynamin 2. Gene Ontology annotation, biological process: vesicle-mediated transport; endocytosis. The record is from RefSeq and is a predicted model, not a curated record. Gene Ontology annotation, molecular function: GTP binding; GTPase activity. Bases 152 to 2797 code for a protein of 881 amino acids. Lineage: Eukaryota; Metazoa; Chordata; Amphibia; Anura; Pipidae. Gene Ontology annotation, cellular component: recycling endosome; clathrin-coated vesicle; uropod. The transcript has 23 exons.
CAACGGGGGUUUCACGCAAUCAGGCACCAAGUGGUAUUGAUUGACACGAUCUGCUGCCAAUGGAAGGUAGCGGGUGGCGGCUGCUGGGUUAAGCGGAUGGGCAGAGGAAGCUGAGCGGUAACGGAGAGACAAGCGGAGACCGAGUGCAGCCAUGGGGAACCGGGGGAUGGAGGAGCUCAUUCCCCUUGUCAACAAGCUCCAGGACGCCUUUAGUUCGAUAGGGCAGGCCUGCAACCUCGACUUGCCUCAGAUAGCUGUGGUGGGAGGGCAGAGCGCCGGCAAGAGCUCCGUCCUGGAGAACUUUGUAGGCCGGGAUUUCUUGCCCCGUGGAUCCGGCAUUGUCACACGGCGCCCCCUUAUCCUUCAGCUGAUAUUUUCCAAAACAGAAUAUGCAGAAUUUCUACACUGUAAAUCCAAGAAAUUCACAGACUUUGAUGAAGUUCGGCAGGAAAUCGAAGCAGAGACAGACCGGGUGACGGGAACAAACAAAGGCAUUUCGCCGGUGCCCAUCAACCUGCGGGUGUAUUCUCCCAAUGUUUUGAACCUGACACUGAUCGACCUCCCGGGUAUAACCAAGGUUCCAGUAGGUGACCAGCCCCACGACAUCGAGUACCAGAUCAAAGAUAUGAUCUUGCAGUUCAUCAGCAGGGACAGCUGCCUCAUCCUGGCUGUCACACCCGGCAACACUGACCUGGCCAACUCCGAUGCCCUGAAAAUGGCCAAGGAAGUGGAUCCGCAAGGUCUGCGGACAAUUGGAGUUAUUACCAAGCUGGAUUUAAUGGAUGAAGGCACAGAUGCCAAGGAUAUACUGGAAAAUAAGCUGCUGCCCUUAAGAAGAGGAUAUAUCGGGGUUGUGAACAGAAGUCAGAAGGAUAUUGAUGGUAAAAAGGACAUCAAAGCGGCCCUUGGGGCAGAGCGGAAGUUCUUCCUGUCACACCCUGGCUAUCGGCACAUAGCAGAGAGAAUGGGCACGCCACACUUGCAGAAAACUCUCAACCAGCAACUAACUAAUCACAUCCGAGAGACGCUGCCUGCCCUACGCAACAAACUGCAGAGCCAAUUGCUGUCUCUGGAGAAGGAAGUAGAGGAAUAUAAGAACUUUCGGCCGGAUGAUCCCACGAGGAAAACCAAAGCACUGCUGCAAAUGGUCCAACAGUUUGGAGUGGAUUUUGAGAAAAGGAUUGAGGGUUCUGGGGACCAAGUGGAUACUCUGGAACUUUCUGGAGGUGCCAGGAUUAAUCGGAUCUUUCAUGAGCGCUUUCCAUUUGAGCUUGUAAAGAUGGAAUUUGACGAGAAGGAUUUACGGCGAGAAAUCAGCUACGCCAUCAAGAACAUACAUGGUGUCAGGACAGGGCUGUUCACACCAGACAUGGCUUUUGAGGCCAUUGUAAAGAAACAGGUUGUAAAGCUGAAGGAGCCGUGCCUGAAAUGUGUGGAUAUGGUCAUCCAGGAGCUGAUCAACACUGUGCGACAGUGCACCGCCAAGCUGCUUUCCUACCCGAAGUUACGCGAAGAGACUGAGAGAAUCGUCACCACGUACAUCCGUGAGAGGGAAGGCAAAACGAAAGAUCAGAUCCUCCUAUUAAUAGACAUUGAGCUGUCCUACAUUAAUACCAACCACGAGGAUUUCAUCGGAUUUGCCAAUGCUUACUAUACAGAGCAGAUCAUUCCUGGUGCACAGCAGAGAAGCUCUCAGCUCAACAAGAAGAGAGCUGUCCCCAACCAGGGAGAGAUACUGGUGAUCAGGAGAGGCUGGUUAACCAUAAAUAACAUCAGCAUCAUGAAAGGGGGCUCCAAGGAGUACUGGUUCAUCCUGACGGCGGAGUCGCUCUCCUGGUAUAAAGAUGAAGAGGAGAAAGAGAAGAAAUACAUGUUACCGCUGGAUAAUUUGAAAAUUAGAGACAUUGAGAAGGGGUUCAUGUCCACAAAACACAUCUUUGCCAUCUUCAAUACAGAGCAGAGGAACGUCUACAAAGACUUGCGGCAGAUAGAGCUGGCGUGCGAUUCCCAGGAGGAUGUAGAUAGCUGGAAAGCAUCCUUCCUCCGAGCCGGAGUGUACCCCGAAAAAGACCAGAGGGAAGAGGAGGAAACUCAGGAGAACACAUUCUCCAUGGAUCCACAGCUGGAGAGGCAAGUGGAGACCAUCCGCAAUCUGGUUGACUCCUACAUUUGCAUUGUGAAUAAGUCCAUCCGGGACCUCAUGCCGAAGACCAUAAUGCACCUCAUGAUCAAUAAUUCAAAGGAUUUCAUCCACUCAGAACUACUGGCCUACCUGUACUCUUCCGCCGAUCAGAACAGCCUGAUGGAGGAGUCUGCCGAUCAGGCGCAGCGGCGAGAGGACAUGCUGAGGAUGUACCAUGCACUAAAGGAGGCUCUGAAAAUCAUCGGUGACAUCAGCACUAGCACCGCUACCACCCCCGUACCGCCGCCGGUGGACGACACGUGGCUCCAGAACUCCAACAGCGGCCACAGCCCAACAGUGCAAAGGAGGCCGGUGUCCACUGUCCUUCCGCCCAGCCGACCGCCUGCUGUCAGGGGUCCGACCCCUGGGCCUCCUCUGAUUCCAGUACCUGCAGGGGGAUCUGCCUUUAUUGCUCCUCCUAUCCCCUCCCGCCCCGGUCCUCAAGGCCCAUUUGCUGCUGCAAACAAUGACCCCUUCUCUGCGCCUCCUCAGAUCCCAUCCCGACCGGCCCGAAUCCCACCCGGCGUUCCACCUGGCGUGCCUAGCCGGAGACCUCCCGCCGCCCCAACCCGGCCCACCAUAAUUCGACCAGCAGAGCCUUCCUUACUAGACUAAGCCACGGGAGGGGCAUUAGAGCGAGAUUGAGAAUGCAGCGCUUGUCCUUUUGGGAAGAGGGAGUGGGAAAUAUAUGCAGGGUGUCCCUGUGCCUCGCCCAGCCCUGUAUUUAGUCUGCGCCGUAACUGACCCGUAAAGUAGUUCAUAGACUUUUAUAUAAAAAAAAAAAAAAAUUAAUGAAAUAUAUAUAUAUUAAAAAAAAAAAAACAAAUAAUGGGUCAUAGAAUCGUUUUACUGAUUUAACAUCAGAUGUGGGAUGAAUAUAAGCGGAAGCAAACUGGGAAAAGCGAAUACGGAAGGAAAGAAGCUUCCAUAUUGAACCUGUGGAGUGUCAGUUGGUAAAGGCCAUGAAUCUGCAUUGGUUUUUUUUGGCAUCUCAGCUGUACAGAAAGUAGCGACCAUAUCUGACCCCUCUCCAGUUCCUGUAUAUUGUGUUUAUUGAAAGCCAAUAUGGCAGCCCAUGCUACUUCCUGUACAGCCCAGAAAUUAUGUAUAAAACUCCAUUAAAAAUGGCAGAACCUCAGUGGGGUUACAGUAAUGGGCCCCCCUUACCCUUAGAAAGGCUUAGGCCAAUAGCGGGGUGAGGUUAAGAGGGUGCUAUUUGAGAUAGUAACUCAAUAUCUAUUGGCUGUAAGGGUGUGUAUUAUGUAAGAUACACCAGAGCGACAGACCCAAGUAUUUAAGCACUUUCUACAUAUUCCAUCUGUAGAAUUUCCCUUUUUUUGGGCUCUUUGGAUUAAUGUACAGUUAGAAAUGUUAAUUUUCCUAUAUAUUUAACUGCUGAUAAAUCCUUUUUAUCCCGUGCAGUUAUCCUGCCGAAUGUAGUGUUUUGAUUCUCUCUUAAUCAGUGCCUUUAUCCUGAGGGGGGGGGGGUAACCGAGAGGAAUUUUGGGGGGCGUUCAGCUUUAUAUUUAACAUUGAAGCGCCAGGUUAAUCCCUCUAGCUGUGAAGGAGACUUCCAAAAUCCGGAUUAAUGUCCCCUAGUGUCUGAAUAGGCAACCAGUGGUGCUGCGGCCAUUAUAGAAAUAGCACCCCUGCCCCUACAGCAGCAGCCAUAUUGGUAGCUCCUACUGAGCUCUAAUAGCCAAUAGAAAAGAAUUGCCUUAAAUUCUAAGCAGCUUUCCAAUAUACAUUAAUUACAAGUGAUUUGUAACUGCUAUUGGUAAGAUCGGCAGGUGAGGGUAAAGAACCAGACACCGGCAGGCGAGGGGUUAAAGCACAAUCCUCCCUCAGCUCUAAGUAUGAUGUUAGUAGAUGGUAGAGCGUUUCUUAUUGGUUGAUCCAAAUGAAAUGAAUCCCUUCACAGCUACAGGGGCUGACAGUUCUAUGCAGUUGAGGGCCCAGGUCCUACAGGGUCUGUACUGGGCAGCAGUCAAGGGCCCAGGUCCUACAGGGUCUGUACUGGGCAGCAGUCAAGGGCCCAGGUCCUACAGGGUCUGUAUUGGGCAGCAGUCAAGGGCCCAGGUCCUACAGGGUCUGUAUUGGGCAGCAGUCAAGGGCCCAGGUCCUACAGGGUCUGUACUGGGCAGCAGUCAAGGGCCCAGGUCCUACAGGGUCUGUACUGGGCAGCAGUCAAGGGCCCAGGUCCUACAGGGUCUGUACUGGGCAGCAGUCAAGGGCCCAGGUCCUACAGGGUCUGUACUGGGCAGCAGUCAAGGGCCCAGGUCCUACAGGGUCUGUACUGGGCAGCAGUCAAGGGCCCAGGUCCUACAGGGUCUGUAUUGGGCAGCAGUCAAGGGCCCAGGUCCUACAGGGUCUAUACUGGGCAGCAGUCCAGGGCCCAGGUCCUACAGGGUCUGUAUUGGGCAGCAGUCAAGGGCCCAGGUCCUACAGGGUCUGUACUGGGCAGCAGUCAAGGGCCCAGGUCCUACAGGGUCUGUACUGGGCAGUAUCUCUAUUGUGAAUAUAGACAGGGCUAGUCAUUGUGUGGUUACCCACAACUCCCAGCCACGUGCCAGUACAAGGUUUGAUGCCUUCUAGGGAAACCUGUGGCCCUUCAGGGUGUGUUAAACAAAAAACCCCAGUAUGCUUGGAGCAUUGGUAGUAAUAGCACCUAGAGGGCCAAAGGUCCCGUUGGAUCUCCUUCAUAGAUACAAAAGCCUCCAAUUAAAUAUGACCCGGUUCAGUUCUGCUGGGGGAAUGAGCAUGUUCUGUACCCAGUAGCACUAGCGGGCCUGGCAUAUUUAUUUUGGGCUUUAUAUGACUGGGGGGGGGGUAUGUAUGUAACCCCAUAAUAAUACCAUAAAGCAGGAACAUCCCACUUGCUGGGCUACAGGAGGCAGAAACAUGGCAGCGCUCAGUAGGGGCGGAUCAGCUCGGCGCAGGAGAGAGGGGUUCUUAUUAUCUGGGAUGAAAUGUGUAAAGUGCCUCCCCCCAUUCUGUACCUUUAUUAAUAAACUAAAAAUAAAGGGAACUUUAUUUUUCUGGUGAUUUCA